This is a messenger RNA of Daucus carota subsp. sativus, 972 nucleotides long. RefSeq lists its product as uncharacterized. Lineage: Eukaryota; Viridiplantae; Streptophyta; Magnoliopsida; Apiales; Apiaceae. The coding region runs from base 137 to 727 and encodes 196 amino acids. The transcript has a single exon. The record is from RefSeq and is a predicted model, not a curated record.
AUUCUACAUCUCACCUCUCUCCCUCUCUUAGGCCUCAAAUUUGGUUCAUUCUUGUCUUCAUUUUGCUCUGUUCUAGCACUUGCUCUGCAGAAUUUUAAGAAACAUUAACAAGGGAAAAAGUAACAAUACAAGAAUUAUGAGCUCUAUGUUGCAGAAGGCUGGGACUACUUUCCUGCCUUCAUCUCUAGCCACCCGAAACCAGCUCCCGGUCUCGACUAAUGGCAAUAAAAAGAUCAGUAGUGCUGCUGUCGGUGCAGGGCCUGAUGGUACCAAUGAUAGUAUUGAUCAAGGACCAAAAGGGAUCCGGAGGAGGCUUUCUGCAAUAUCCCUCAACAAGCUGCAGGAUUCCAUAUCUUCGUCGAUCCCUGGGGGAUCGUUCAAUACCAUGAAGUCUAGAUCCUCCAAGGGGUUGGAGCAUGCAGGGAGCUCCAUCAGGAAAUGGUGGGAUUUGAGCUGGUCCUGGAUCCUGUCAAGAAAGCCAGCCUUCGCGCAGGAUCUUGAGAUGAACGACGAAGAAACAUCCUUCCUCGGCUCCCACAACAAGGGUAGCUGGCUGCACCUCUUCUACAAGCUCCGAUCUGAAUUCGAUAAGAUCCUGUCCCUCCGCUCCUCGUCCAACCUCACCCUUCCUCAGACCUACAAGUAUGACAGCAUUAGUUCUGGAGGGAAGAACAAAAAAUCAUCAUCCUUCUCCUCCCUUCCCUACCCAUCUGGAGGAGGAAGGUAGCUAUAUGUUUGAUCCAAUAAGCACACAUAAGAUUUGUUUACUUGUUUGAUUCAUAUGUGGUUUCUAGUCCUACUGGUUCCUCUUUUGUUGCCUGUUGAAAGGGUGGUAGAUCAAUUGGAUCAAGGUCACUAUUCAUUCUUUUUCUAUUUUCUGCAACUACAAGUAAAUUAGUGUGUUAAUAAUUACAUUUAUUUAUAUAUUUUAUGUUCUAAGCAGCUACGAUCAAUCUGUAGACUGUACUGUCA